Lachancea fermentati is the source of this 957-nucleotide messenger RNA. The record is from the annotation of a GenBank genome assembly. Lineage: Eukaryota; Fungi; Ascomycota; Saccharomycetes; Saccharomycetales; Saccharomycetaceae.
AUGCGUUUCAAAAAGUCGGUUAGCUCUCUCUUUUGUUUAUUUCUAUUGGGAUCCGGGUUGCUCUCAUUUUUUGUUAUACUGUCAGGAGCCAGACACUCUGGCGUGCUAAAAAAUUUUUAUUGGUUGGAAGCUGAUACUUCUGGUUUUAACUCUGCACCUGAUCGCACGAAAUGGUUUAAUUACAACUGGUGCGGGUCGCAGGACGGCGUUUUAGCGAAUUGUUCCAACAACCGUGCCGCUAUGCCGUUCUCCCCUAGGGAUAAUUUCGGUUCUUCGACACAGUUGCCUGGGGCAUUUAUGGAUGAUGCAAACACGUACUACUAUCUGUCUCGUGUGGGGUGGGCAAUGCUGCUAAUUGGUUUGACUUACAUUGUGUGUGCCAUCAUUCCCAUGUUCAUGUCAAUUUUCACUCUUGCUUUUGGUUGCACUCUUUUCACCGUUCUGGCCACUUGGCUAGCUUGGUUUUUUAUUACGUUGGCGGCCUGUCUCUACACUGGCUGUUACGUCAAGGCCAGAAAUGUCUUCCACGACAACGGGAGGGUUGCGAGACUUGGUGUGAAGAAUUUUGCUUUCAUAUGGACCAGCGUGGCCUUGCUGACGAUGUGCGCAAUUUGGUCCACCGUGCUGGUUUCAGUAUCCAGGAAGCUUGCGAAGCGCAACCAAGGUUUCGGUUACGAUUCCGCGGAUUCAGCGAAUACUUACGGUAUGGAGAAGUCAACUUUGGAUACCCAUGGAGCUAAUGAAGCCUCUAAGCCCAAGAAAUUCUUUUUCUGGAGGCGCACAGUUUCUCCGCAGGCCGUUCACGACGUUGACCUCGAGCCUGAACUUGUAGACCCCACAUAUAAUAACCAGCGCUCUCAGCCCAUUUCUCAACCGCUUCCAACAGUUAAUGAAGAAGUAGUCCAUACUACAAAUUACUCUAGCAACACCGUUCCAAAUAAUAAUACUCGUUCGUAA